GGUCCCGUCAUCAUGGAUGAGAUGGAGGACAAGACUUCUGUGCCUUCAGACGAGAGUGAUGUUGAAGUUGACCUAAGACGAUCAUCCAAGAUCCAGCCAGAAAACAGAAGAACUUCUAGAUGGAGGAAUGGUGUGUAGUAACAUAGUACUAUGGAUAAGUCUGAUCAUGUGGCAUAUGCUGUUUGUCAAAUCAUUGUUUUUGUUUUGUUUCUCUUCCUUGUUCUAUGUUUUGCCUCUUGGCAAGUUUUUUGGAUAAACUAACCCUUUUCACAAUGUCCUGCUUUUACCCAUGUUCUUUUUCCUCUGUACCUUUUUUAUUCUCUCUCUGUUUUGACUCUCUCAAUCACUCUCCAAUUUUCAUCACUGUUAAAAUCUCUGUCAGAAUGUGUUACUGUCAACCUUAACACUCUCCCCGCCCCCUCUUCCUCUAUCUACCCCCUCUCUCUCUCUCUCUCUCUCUCUCUCUCUCUCUCUCUCUCUCUCUCUCUCUCUCUCUCUCUCUCUCUCUCUCUCUCUCUCUCUCUCUCUCUCUCUCUAUAUAUAUAUAUAUAUAUAUAUAUAUAUAUAUAUAUAUAUAUAUAUAUAUAUAUAUAUAUCCCUCUCUCUCUACCUCACUUUCCGUCUAUCUCUCUCUCUCUCUUCCUCUCCUACAGGUCAGUGUGUGCUGGCAGUACCCACCUCCUCCAUGCUGAGCCCCAGGUUUGAUCUGUCGCUCUGCAGGGCUCUGCUCGAGAGGGACGGCUUCCAGGUCAGUGCACACACGCAUACACACACGCAUGUGCAUGCACACGCACACAUGCACACACACACACGCACAUGCACACACAAACACUCUUGCUCUCGCUCUCCCUCUCUCUCUCUGGGUGCCCACUGGCACUCUUUAUUCUCAUCCGUUGUGCCUCGGUAUGUCAAGCAGCAUGUCCACUUGUGUGAGGAGGUUAAACUAGAAUAGCUCGUUAUCUCACUUCCUCUCUCAGACUGUCUUUUGUCUCACCAAAAUAUAGGCCUACUGUUAUUUUAUCAAUCCGAAAAGCUUUCAUGAAGAAAAACAUGACCCGUGCUAAUGCCACAAUCCUGAAUUUAUGAGCCAGCAAAUGGUACCCCAAACACUAUUUGCUAAGCUGAGGAAUAGGGCUGGAGAAAUGCCAGCACUCUUAAAUUUAUAGAUAAAGCUUUGCAUGCAAUGACUGACAUUCCAUGAGAUCAACAUGAUAGUUAAACAUAUUUUGAAGAUAUAGGCCUUAAAUGACAACAAAACAUGAACCAUGAGUGAGGCCGGGAUUCAAUCCAAUCGCUCCUUUUCAGCCAUGCACCUUUUAUUUGACCAGGUAAGUUGACUUAGAACACAUUCUCAUUUACAGCAAUGACCUGGGGAAUUGUUACAGGGGAGAGGAGGGGGGGAGAAAUGAGCCAAUUGGAAGCUGGGGAUGAUUAGGUGGCCAUGAUGGUAUGAGGGCCAGAUUGGGAAUUUAGCCAGGACACUUGGGUUAACACCUCUAAUCUUACGAUAAGUGCCAUGGGAUUUUUAAUGACCACAUAGUGUCAGGACACCAGUUUAACAUCCCAUCGAAAAGACAGCGCCUUACACAUGGCAAUGUCCCUAAUCACUGCCCUGGGGCAUUUUAUUUAGCUUAGAGGAAAGAGUGCCUCCUACUGGCCCUCCAACACCAUUUCCAGCAGCAUCUGGUCUCCCAUUCAGGACCAACCCUGCUUAGCUUCAGAGCCAAGCUAGCAGUGGGAUGCAGGGUGGUAUGCUGCUGGCAUUGGCAAAGGCAAUGUUUCCAUGUUUGCAUCCCGGCCUAUCCUUAUAUUUUAGGUUAUGAUGGGAUAAGACCAGUGUACUAAGCUCAUGAGGCAUUCUUAAGUUAUGUUCUUCAAAAAUCAGUAUAUAUCAUUAAUUGGAAUGACAAUUGAACAGCAGUUAAUGUUGAAAAUGUGUUGUUGGCUAAAACAUCACAUCCAGGGGAUGUUUUGUUUGUGUCAAAAAGCCCUGAACCAAAACUUGGCACAGAAAUUAUGAGAAGAACACAGCUGCAGAGUUGAUAUGACCACUGGGUUACGUGGCAAUACCCCUUAUCUAGAAUGGCUGUAGUGAUGCACUUGGAGCAGAGUGGCUGCGUUGCUGAAUUCUCUGGACACCUCUUCCCGACAGCUAAACAACCAACGCUCAAUGAUGAAUGGAGAAGGGAAGGUGUCCAGGGGGGUGGGACUGGGGCGGAACAAGGCGAUUACCUUCGGUCGCGCAGCAUCAGACCUUUUGGAGCACAGCUUAUACACACCCUUAAUGAGGGAAGUGAGAAAUAACAUUCUUAAACUUUUUGAUUUCCUUAUUUUCGUUUCUUCUUUUAGAAUUUAGUUUUUGUUAGGUUCUGGAGCGAAAUCUACAGAUUAAACAGCUUCAGUAAAGGUUGAGGUUUAUUUAUGUAGGCCUAAUAUUUACUCAGAGAUAGUGAAUGUGCCACGUCUGUACAUGAUCCGCCUAUGACAUGAUGCCUACCUGUAAAUCAGAUAAAAGGACAGGACCCACUUCAGCCGAGCACACCUACCUGCCUACCAGCCCAACCAGAACCAUGUUCGUGUUCUUCUGUGCCAUCUCUCUCCUCAGCCUUGCUUUGGAUGCUGAACAUGACACUCCUGACCAGGGUGAAGAGCUAUCCCGAAAAUCCUGCCACAUGGGCUGGUACGACUUCAAUGGACGCUGCUAUAAGUAUGUUGCCACACGACUGGACUGGGCAGACGCUGAGUCCUACUGUGUGACUCAGGGAGCAAACUUGGCCUCUGUGCACAGUGAGGCAGAACACCAGUUCAUCAAAACCCUAAUCAAGACUUUCGACCCUUUAGAGUUCUACACCUGGAUCGGGUUGUCUGACAUCGUUAGGGAGGGGAGGUGGAUGUGGACUGACGGGUCCAAGGUGGACUUUACUGACUGGUUUAAAUCAGACCCUGAUGGUGGAGAGGCUCAAAACUGUGUGAAUACAAACUAUCAAAAGCUGUGGAUUGAUAAUGACUGCAGCACGGGUUACGCCUUUGUCUGCGCAGAGCGUCUCUGCUAGUCAGUUGUCCGUCAAGAUGGAAGGGCUGUCCCUGGCUGUCCUGGGACUUCCAUCUUGAGAAGAAACCCUUUUUUCCUAAUAUUAAAUAAACACCUUAUAUUGAAAAUAAUUGUUGCUUAAAUUAUUGCUUCUGGAUUAUACAUAGAACUACAAAAGGUUUGUGUGCUCGCAUCAGCUGUCUUUUUGUUCUGUCAAGAAGCUCUGUGGCACAAAACUUGGCACAGAAAUUAUGAUAAAAACACAGGGUUACGUGGCAAUACCCACUUUUGUGGAAUGGCUGUAGUGCUGCUGCCUUUGUAGCACAGUUUAUUCACACAGACACAGCGAGUGAAGUAAGUGAUUUUUAUGUUAAAGAUCAUACUCACACACAUACACGCAUGCAUGCACACACACACUUUUACAACCUUUUGACCACCCAGAUCAAAGCACUCUUUUUUCCCCCUUAUCUUUUUCCCUCAUCUUGUUUAUUAUGUGGAAUGCAUUUUGGUAAAGUAUGAAAGCCAUUGCAUGGAAAAUUACAUUUAGAAUACAUUAUUACAAUGUUUUCAAUGUUUGGUUUCUACACUGUAGAUUCCUGUAGCAGAUUUUGAGACCCCUCUGGAUAUAGCACUGGACGUGCCCUCGGUCAGGAGAUACCUGUACCUUAACUCUUCUCUCUUCCACUUCAUCAUGGCACCGGUAGGGUCCCUCAAAGUAUUGAUGAAUAACUCAAGGGUCCAUUUUUACAUCCAUUACAUUAUUCACACUAUAGUGUCCAAUAUCUGUGAAUCUUAUACACCAUCAGGAGAUCUUAUACUAAUGUGUCCGGUAUCUGUUCAGAGUUAGUGCUUGUUCUUUGUAUGUUUAGUUUAUACUGUGUAUCAUUUUUAUCUCCCUUCCAGAUUCUAUAUGUGGUGAUAUGGUGUGCUGUGUUCUCCACUCUUCACCUCUAUCUCUCAGUCACUGACUACUGGGUCCUCGGCCUGUCUGUCAGUCUGGUCUCCAUCUUCCUCACCACAGUCAUCAUUGUCAUCCUCCACUAUAGUAACAAGGAGGUGGGUGUUCAAUCUGUUUAUCAGUCUGAGAGCACUUAAGAGUCUUAAUGGUUAGCCCACUUAUAAAUGCCAUCUAAUCUUUAAUCGCAGUGCUAAAAUUAGUGAGCUGCGGUAGCAACAUAAAUAAUGCAAAGAUAUUAAUAGGAAUACAUCUGUGCUUGUGGAAGCAAAUAAAUACACUGCAUAGAUAUGCCACACUCAAGAGGAUUGAAGCAAAAUAUUCACAGACACUUUGAAACCAAUGUGGUUCGUUAUGUAAGUCGCUCUGGAUAAGAGCGUCUGCUAAAUGACAAAAAAAAUAUAUAUAUAAAAAAUGAAUAUCCAUAGAGAUAUUGGACUAUAGUCUGUAACCAGUUUUAAGACCCUAAAACGUUAGAUGUAGAUGUACCUGUAAUGUUUAAUGGUCGUCCUACAGAUAAACAUGAACAUUGACGUGCGACUCAUCCAGGUGAAUGAGAGGCUGAGCCGACAUAAGCUGCUAGUGGGCGUGGCUGACUGGGUGCAGAACUGUACUGGAAGUCUACAGGUAGGCUACUGUAACCUGCACAUACAGGCAGCUCAAUCUGAGAAGGCAGACAUUUUGUGUCAAACCUUUUUAUCACUCUCCCUUUCUUGUAAUUGAGGUUACUUCUAAAUACCUUUGCUGUUUUGUUGUGGUAUGAAUAAUAUAAUAAUAAUAAUCUGCAACCGGAUCCCUCGAACGAUCAAUUAUGGCACUUUGAAGUUAUAUAUCGAUGUAUUGAUAUGAUAGUGUAGUUUCAUUGUAAUAGGUAUUUCCAGGGUAACAAAAGAGAAGAGCAGUCACAGAUAAAGUAAAUCAAAAAUCAAUCUGUUUUAUUAUAAGUUGUAACAGGGAGACACCACCCAGCACAGAAGCAGAGAAAAUGUCUAACUGGCUUCUGAGACAGGCCCUUUAUAUCCUAAUCAGACAGCACCAAAUGUUCUGACACAUAUGAAGUCAAAACAAAAAGGCAGUGACUUUGCCAGCUGCUACAGAAUCACACAGUGUCCACAGAAUGCCAUUAAUACAAUACAAUAGUGAAUAAUCAGUGUCCUCGGUCCUCGUACCUCCAGUCUGGCAUCAAUCACUAUCAACAGAUAUGAGAAUAAUCCAUAACAGGUCUAGUGACCAUAGACCGGCACCUUGAGUGUCACAAAUGGAACACUGGAAAAUACGUGUAUUACAGAAACUCAAAAUGCUAAACAUUGUGUUGAUCCCUCUAAACCAAAUAUGUAAUCUAAAAUGUCCCCAUUACAUUAUCUGUCUGUCCAUCUUACUGUCUGUGUUUGUGUCUGUAUCUGUCUUUCUGUCUUUCUGUCUUUUUGUCCCGCUCUGUCAUUCUUUUAAUCUCUCUCUCUCUCUCGCUCGCUCUCUCUCGCUCGUUCGCUCUUAUCCUCUCAGUUGUUCAUUGUGUACUGGGAUGCGGCCUGCUGCUUGAGGACACUGACUGAAACUCUAGAGGAGAUGAGCUUUGUCAGAGACGAGGCCCAGGUAGGUACAUCAUGAUGUCACCAUGUUCGCUCUAUGACUCUGUUGAUUUGUGUCUGCGUUCUCUUUGGCAAGGCUUUCAGUCCAUGCUGUUUCGGGAAGGCGAUGGGUUAUAAUAUGCAUACCGUAAAACUUCAAUUAAUAGCCUGGGAGUUUAUUUGCUUAAAUCACUGAACACAACAGGUGCUUAUUAGAGACAAGAUUCUAUUUGAGCCAGGCAUCUAUUUCUGUAAUGCACACAGCUUUUGCUCAUUUGCAUAGUUAAUUGUUUAAUUCCAGCAUUCACUUCCAGCAUUGUAAUCAAUUUAUUCAUUUCCUGCACUAAUGUGUUAUCAUUUACACACUGUGUCAGGUUUAUUUUGUCUUAGUAUGGCUCUAUUUCCCCCCUCCCAAUAAAAUGUUUCCUUGACAGAAUAAUUACUCUCCUCUUUGACUGUGCAUUUUCGGCAGUUCUUUCACCACUAGAAGGCAAUCUGCCUAUUUCUAAGGGUCUGGGCCCGGUUGCAUAAAACACCUUCAGUUUUCCUUAAAGUUUCCUUAACUUUAAGGCAGUUGCACAAAACAUUUUAAGGUGAAUUUCCCCCUUAAAUUAACUGAAAAAGUUAAGAGUACCCAUGAGGUCCCUUAACUGCUUAAUUCAGUAUGGAUAUCAAUGUAAACAGCAUUUGUGGAGGUGAAUGUUGCUUUCAUCUGUUCUGGUUACAAAAGGAAAAACAUCAACCAGCUAGCUACUUAGCUAAACAAUGGAAGGUGCACAAUCCACAUCUACAAAGCUAGCUGGCUAGUUAGCUAUAGCUACUCUGUAAGCUAGCUUGACGUACUAGAAAGUAGUAUAAACAAGUUAAGAGAAAAGUAACUACAAGAAAUAUGGUUUAUUAUCUUCUGAAGCAAUUUGGUUAUUCUGUCUUGAAGUUCUAUUUUGCUAUCUCACAAAAUUAAAGCGAUCUCUUUGAUGAGAAGUUUAGUCAGUGAAUCAGGCCGUCUCCAUGGUAACCCAAUACUCUUUCUGCCAUAUGUGCCUUAAAAUUACCGUAAAAACCCCUUAAGUAUGCCCAUACCUAAGGAAAUAUUUGGUGGGCUCUAAGCAACGCCCUUAAAUAAUUCCCUUAUGUAAGGGACAAUUAUUCCUUAAGGUAUACCCUUAAGGAAAACACUUGUACACCCUGUACUCUCGAAAUUGUUGACUGUUUUUGUGCUUGCCAGUUAGCUAGCAGUACUCAGCUGUUAGCAGCCAAUGGCUAGCAAUUUCUUACUGGUGAUAGAAACUGAAGAUUGACAUCAUUUUUUGAGUCAUUACUGAAUUAUUUAAUGUAAUAAAUCAAACAUUAAACCUCGUUAACAAUUCAAGGUAAUUCAUGGUAACCUCAUAAACAAUCAUUUACAUGCAGCGUUUAUUUGCUGAAAUGUGUGCUGUCGCCCGGCUAUUAAAGGGGACAGGCGGCUAUUUCAGACUGCAUUUAAUUGAAGUUUUACGUAGAUCGAUACUGACAAAUCUCUGUGUACUGUUAAGGAAUUGUAUGAGGCAAAUUGAAAUUAAACUGGAAAUUGACAAUAGGAGACAUUGAGUAUUACAGAUUGUGUCUUAGGCCUAUCAGAGGGUUUUAUGUGGUGUAUAAAGCCCUUCAAUUGCCUAGUAAGGCAAUCUUGUGAUGUGUAAUGAUGACCACCAUUCAGUGUUUCUAUGUAGCACUAGCAGACAAUGCAAUCUAAUGGGUUACCCCCACUUUUCACUCACUCCCUAGAAAAGACUCAAUAAGAGAAUGUCCCACCUUGUCCUGGUGACAGAGGUCAUGACCUUUGACCCUGUGGCGGGGGGGUCAAGUGUUAAUGAAGGUUCUGAUGAGGAAAGGCCCCUCUUGGUGAACGAUGAGGAGACUGGACGCAGCACCUCAACCAGCCAGAGGGAGGACACCAAACUCACCACUAACUACAGUUUGGUACCGGACCAAAUACUACCAGCUCAGGUUAGUUAGAGAGACUGCUUUCAAUAAUACUUGUAAUCUUAUGUUAUGAUUUGGACUGCUCACUAAAGGAUUUUUCUAUAGUGCAAUAUGUUGAACAAAUGGUAUUCGAGAUCAGUGGAGGCUGGUGGAGGGAGAAAUCUGGAGGACGGGCUCCAGCCACCACUGUCUACGAUAUAGCCUACCUACAGACUGUAGCAUGUGUUCAAUACAGUAUUACUAAGUCUCUUUUGUUGUUCAUGUUAUCCAAACAUAUCUCUUUUUGCAGGCCAAAGCACUCCAACUUUUACUGACCUAUGGUGCAGUGUAUGUCAAGCUGUUGUUGUCUGAAAAGCUGCCAAACUCCACACACCGCCCCCUACGCUCCAGGAGGAAUCACUGCACCACUGCCUCCGUUUGUCUGUGUCAGUAUAUCAAAACCAAGGUCCUACGAUUAUAAGACAGGGACACAGAAAAGCUUAUUCAUUCCACUUAAUAUGUUACUGUAGGACAAUAUAAUACUUGCACCGAUCAUGUAAAAAUCAUGAUUUAAACCCACUGUUGUGUAAAUUAUUAUGCAUUAAAUUGUACAAAC
Molecule: messenger RNA, 8111 nt
Organism: Coregonus sp. 'balchen'
Lineage: Eukaryota; Metazoa; Chordata; Actinopteri; Salmoniformes; Salmonidae
Source: the annotation of a GenBank genome assembly